Molecule: messenger RNA, 8914 nt
Organism: Vombatus ursinus (common wombat)
Lineage: Eukaryota; Metazoa; Chordata; Mammalia; Diprotodontia; Vombatidae
Product: chondroitin sulfate proteoglycan 4-like
Source: RefSeq, a predicted model, not a curated record
AUGCUAACUGUCUUCACGUAUGGGAAAGGCUGGAACAGAACAUGUGGAAUAGAAAUUAAACUUGUUCGGUUCACACUAGAAAGCAAAACCAGGAGCAAGGAAGAAAGUUGCAGUGAGAAGAUGAUGCAUGCCACCUUUCCACAGGGGACCCACUCUCUAACAGGUGUCCCACCAGGAGAGGCCAUGCUUGUGACUCUGGUCCAGCCCAAAUGUGUUUGUAACUUUAAAAGCCUACAUCCAGUUUGGGUGCCUGUGUUUAAAAAAAUCUGCUACGGGACAGUUGGCUUCCAUAGCCUCAUCCUCACAGACAAAGAUUCUUCACGUGGAAAUGAGCGCACCUUUUCUUGUAGACUGCUUGAAUGGACCUUUGCUAUCCACUCCUGGUCAGCUGCUGGGAAGGGCUCUCCAAACACAGCCAAAUCUCCAAAGGGAACUUCUCCACUGAUGGGCUGUCGGGUCGAGAGGCCUGACAGAACAGAACAGCUGCAGCUCAAAAAUCUCGUUCAAUUCCCUCUCCUCCGCCCACUGCCCCGGGCCGGCCUGGUGCAGCGAGGGGGCGGCGCCCCUCAGCCCGACCCGGUCAGGCGCGCGCUGCGCGGUCGGAGCGCCCGCUGGGGAGGGGCCCGACUGGGGCUACAGGUAGCCCGGGCUGCCGCCCGCGAUUGGAAUGUGCCCGGGGCGCGGGGGGCGCUUCCUGGCGGGAUGAAGGGGCUCCCUGCUGGCCGCCUUCCCGUUCUCGCCGCCUUCCUGGGGCUCUUCUGGACGCGCCAGGCAUUCGGAGCAUCUUUUUUUGGUGAAAGUUUUGUGGAACUGAACAUCAUAGAAGCUUCUCCAGACUUGUCCCUUCACUUAAAAUUUCAGACCAGCAAACCACAUGGAUUACUUUUUCUAGCAGCUGGAAAAGAUGAUUAUUGUGCAGUGGAACUCAUUUCAGGAAACCUACGGGUGAGAGUGAAUUUGGGUGCAGGUGAAUUAGUGCUACAUUCUCAACAAAAAUCACGCUUGGAUGACUUGGCUUGGCAUGUGGUUGAUUUACGUCGUGCCAGUGAUACUGUCACUCUGGUUGUUGACACUCUCCAUAGUACCAGUGGGAUAAUGUCAGGGAGGAUACGUGGAUUAAAUAUUCAGCAAGGAAUCUAUGUUGGGGGGAGCAGCAGUCUUGAUGUUCCUUACUUGGAAAGAGGACGCUCUAAUUUCCGAGGAUGUAUGGAGGACGUGAUAUUUAACCAGCGCGAGAUUCUGAACUCCCUCAGGUCUUACCCUGGAUUUAAGAAAGUUCAUGAGGUAUCAUUGGGAUGUAGUGAUGAAUUCUUUGCAGGUGAAAGUGAAGCUAUCAAUUUCUUUAGCUCCAAAUCUUAUGUCACUUUCCCAGGGUGCAACACCAAGAGAGAAGUACUCUGGGAAUUCACUUUUCAGACUGGAGCUGACCAGGGUUUGCUUCUCUAUCAGUCUGGAAGAUCAGGGGACUUUGUUGCUUUGGAAAUAGAAGCUGGAUUCAUUAAGGCACAUGUUGGAAGGAGUCAAACUAAAACUGAGCUUCCUUCCCUUAGCUUAAUUAGUGACAAUGAGUGGCACUUUGUUCAACUCCAGUUCACCAGGAGGUAUUUCAGCUUGCGGGUUGAUGAAGAAAGAGUCCAAAUAUCCCUGCCUCUACACAGCAGGGCACUUGAAUGUAAAGGUCCACUCUUUGUGGGAGGUGGUGAUAACAGUGCCUGGUCAGAAAUGAAGAAGUUAAAGUUUACCCCUGUUUCUAGGAAGUCUGCCAGAGGUGGCUCCUUCAAAGGCUGCUUAAGAGGCCUGAAGGUUAACUUGGAAAAGCUAUCACUAAAGAAUGCCCUUGUUUCCAAAGAUAUUUCAGCUGGAUGUAAUACUAAAAGUGGUGCUGUUUCAAGUAUUCCUGUAGCAACAACUGAAAAAAUGAUGCUUCAGACAACAACUCCCUCUUCUAGUACUCUUCCUGAAAGAUUCAGAUCUUCCCUUCAGGAGGACAGCAGUAAUUUCUUGGCUUUGAAUAACUUGGUAGUUCAGGAAGGUGGACAAGCCCCAGUUGAAAGUAAACAUAUUUGGGUGAAUUUGGAAUUUAAGGAAUUAGAAAUUCAUUAUUCCCAAGUCCUGUUUCAAAUUAAGGAAAAACCUAUUCAUGGAGAUUUGAGAUUAGUUGGUGCACCUGCAUCCCAGGUGGAAGCAACUUUUACGAUGUUAGAUUUGUGGCAAGGAAGAGUUAUGUAUGUCCAUGAUGGCUCUGAGAGCACCAGAGAUCACUUUAUAUUGUCUGUUUCUAUCAGCAAGGAGAAGGAAAUUCCUUUCCAUCUGCAAGGAGAUGAUCCAUAUGUGUGUAACAUUACUAUCAGUCCAGUAAAUGACCCCCCAGAGCUCUCCCUUCCAGAAGGAAAUUUGCUUCUCCUAUUAGAGAACUCCAAAAAACGACUGACGUCUAACAUGGUUAAGGUGUUGGAUCCAGAUACUAACCCGUUAGACCUGACUUUUUCAAUACUUGGAAACUUCAAUGCUGAUACUGGAUAUUUAGAAAACUCUAAGCAUCCUGGAAAAAUAAUUAAUACAUUUACAAAUGAGGAUUUACAACAUGGAAGAAUUUUCUAUGUGCAUCGUGGGCCCCAGAAUUCCCGUGUUGUUCUGCGAGUAAGUGAUGGGGAGUUGGUUAGUAAUACAACCGUAUUACGAGUCAAGGCCAUGCCUUGGGAUUAUGAAGUGGUAAAUAACACUGGUGUGACUGUUCAACAGGGCAGCGUGGUUCUGAUUACUCAGAGCAACUUGUCAGUACAGAUUAAUGCUGGGGAGCAGGAGAUGGAGAUACGGUAUGACAUUAUCCAACAUCCUCUUUUUGGUCAGAUUCAAAGACGAAGUUCUAAUGGGGAAUGGAAGCUUGUCAACACCUUUUCUCAACGUUCUAUUGAUCGAGAUCGGGUAAGGUACUAUAGUACCUUUAAAGAAUCACAAGUGGAAAAUGUCACUGAUCAUUUUACAUUUAAAAUUAGCAUUGAAAAUAAAGUCAGUGAAGAACUAGUAUUUCCCAUAGCCAUACAAUGGCUGAAGUAUAAAUUGGUGAAAAAUAGUCCCCUAAAUAUUGAUACAAUGGAUAAAAAAAUGUUAACUUCAGAUAACUUAAUGGUUAGGAUGGAGAGUAUGGAGGCACUUGAGAGCGAGCUUUAUUUUAAGUUACUGUCCCUGCCUAAGAAAGGAAAACUGCUGCUUGGCAGCAAUGUUUUAAAACUAAACUCCACCUUCAGCCAAAAAAAUAUUAUAGAUAAUGAAGUUGCUUAUGAACUAGUUGAGAGGUCACAAGAAAACACACAGGAUUCAUUCAGGUUCUUGAUUUGUACCAACUAUACAGAAUCAAAGGUUUAUAUCUUCACAAUAAAUAUCAGAGCAGAUCACAAUCACGUUAUUUUAACCAACAAAGGAUUUUCUGUAACUGAAGGCGAAGGGAAGUUAAUCACCAAAACAGAAUUAUUUGUGCAAACUUUGAGUAAUCAGGUUUUCCAUUAUAAGGUCACCAAGAGCCCUCACCAUGGGAAGCUGAAACUUAUUAACUCUUCAGAUUCACUGGAAAGUAAUGAUAACAUAACUACUUUUACCAACCAGGAUAUCACUGGUGAACGUUUGAUGUACAUCCACGAUGACUCUGAAACUGUGCGUGAUGAAUUCGUUGUUAGGGCAUCUGCCAAAGGAGCAGGAGAUGAGGAGACUGGGGUGGGUCCCGAAAUCAAAGUAAAUAUUUCUGUGAAACUAAAGAAUGAUGAGAAGCCUGUGCGCGUGGUAGAUAAAGUAUUUCAUGUGGUAAGAAAUAGUCAGCGCUUAUUGACAUUGAUGGAUCUUUGCUACCAUGACCCCGAUUCAGAUUUUAAUGAUAAGCAGUUGGUAUACACCAGGCGGGGCAUUCCAAAUGGUGAUCUAGUGUUAGCCAGUGAUCCCAGCCAAAAGCUCUACCAGUUCAAACAAGAAGACCUAGAGGAAGGGUGCGUGCUGUUUAGGCAUCGCGGCGCAGACUAUGCCCGAUUUGUGCUGCUUGUCACGGAUGGCACCCACUACACGUCCUCCCUUUUAGAGGUCAGUGCUUCGGAGCCGUACCUGCGGAUAGCCAACAACACAGGAUUGCUUGUGCUAAAAGGAAGAGAAAAAGCUCUCACAACUGCUAACCUUAGUGUUACCACAAAUCAUGACAUCAGAAGUGACACAGAGAUCAAGUAUGAGAUCUUUUUGCUUCCAAAGUAUGGCAGCGUCUUGGUGAAAAAUAGGCCAUCAGCUUCAUUUUCCCAGCAUGACUUGAAGCAAGGACAUGUGAUUUACAGGCAUAAUGACAACAACCACCUUGCUGAUAUGUUCAACUUGACUGCAAAAGUUAAAGAGAUACACUUGAAUAUUGGGAUUCGUGUUCAGAUGUACUUGGAAAGCCACCAACAUCCCCCUGAAGUUGUUCACAGCAAGAACCUUUUAGUUGAAGAAGGAAAAUCAGUGAAACUCAGUAGAAGAAAGCUUCAGGCUAUACAUGAAAAUAACUCUGCAUCAGAGAUAGUGUUCAUCAUUAAGAGCCCCCCGGUCCAUGGACAGCUCCGAAAAUUUGUCCCUGAAGAUUACUUGGAUGCUGAUGAGAAUUCUCCUUCAUCAUUUACACAACAAGAUAUAGAUGAUGGUCAUAUCCAUUAUGAGCAUACAGCUUUUGGCCAACGGCAAGAUCGCUUUUUGCUGGGUGUCACAAACGGUGUCCAGGCCAUCAGUGGUAUAGAAAUCAUGGUGGAUAUUAUCCCUAGACUGAUUCCUUUGGUCAUACAGAACUUCACGGUACAAGAAGGUGGCUCCAGAGCCCUUUUAGAGGACUUCCUUAAAAUUCCAAAUCACCAUUUUGUGGGAAUCGACUGUGAAUUUGUCCUAGUUGAAUCACCAAAGCAUGGUUACAUUGAAAAUUCUCAUUUUCCAAGAAUAAAGCUAAUGAAGUUCACCAGAAAACAGGUGGAAAAAGAAUUAAUUUACUAUGUCCAUGAUGGAAGUGAAGAACAACUUGACAGUUUUACAGUCUUUGUGAAUAACACAGAACUUGGGAAACAGAGUUUGCCCCAAACUCUCUUUGUGACAGUUCAACCAGUAAAUGAUGAGGCUCCAGUCAUAGUAGCCAAUAACAUAUUGCAGGUCUGGGUGAAUUCUGUUACUGAAAUAACCCAAAGUGAUCUCUGUGCAGAAGACAUUGAUUCCUCACCAGGAGAACUGUUCUACUCUGUCACCCUUCCCAGCAAUGGUCACUUGGCUCUGAAAUCUUUUCCAAAUACAAGCAUCCUGAAUUUCACCCAAGCUCACAUCAAUGAGGGCCACCUAGUGUUUGUACACACCGGAGCAAUGUCUGGUGGUUUUAGCUUUCAGGUUACUGAUGGCUUGAACUUUGCACCCCGACAGAUUUUUAGCAUCACAGCUCAAGCGCUGGUCCUCAGUCUGGAAACAAACAAAGGACUGGGAGUCUUUCCAGGCUCCACAAAGUCCAUUACAUCUCACAUCCUGAAAGCUGUGACCAAUGAUGAGGACAGUGUGGGAAACCAAUCGAUCACAUUCACAGUUCUAAGUUCCCCCAAACUUGGGAGGCUCAUUAGGCUGGACGCUGACAAUGACACACAGGAUGUUUCUGCAUUUACACAACAUGCGGUUAAUGAAGGUCUGAUAUCAUAUAAGCAUGCAAACAGUGAAAUUCAAGUCUGGGAUGCAGAAGAUUCUUUUACAUUCAUGGUCUCCUCACCUCCAGCUAUUCUAGGACCCCAGGUGUUUCCUAUUACAAUCUCAUAUGAUAUCAUUGAGCCUGGUCAGCACAGUCACCUUCUUGCAAAUACAGGAGCUGUUGUCCAAGAAGGAAGGAAAGUCUUAAUCGAUAGAUCUAAGUUAGAUGCUUCGAAUCUUCUGGUUAAAUUACCUGAACCUCAACGUGCUGCAUAUGAAGUCUGGUACCAGGUUACAUCUCUUCCCCGCCAUGGUACAAUUGUGGUUGGAGAGAGAAAUGUUACCAAAGAAAAACCCUAUUUCUCGCAGUACAUAAUUAAUAAAUAUGGCAUCACAUAUCACCAUGAUGACUCCGAAUCCCUAGCUGAUAAUUUUACCUUCUCGGUUUGGUUGAACCAGAAGAGCAGGUCUGCCACAAAACCGGAGGCUGACUUUCUUGAAGAGGUCUUUAAUAUCACCAUCUCUCCUGUGAAUGACCAGCCACCAAAGCUGAAGACAAAAGGACCUUCUCUGAAAGUGCUUCAGGGCAAUGUGUUCAGGAUGGGACCUGACAAUCUGAAGGUGGAGGACUUGGACAGUUCCCCAGCAGAGAUCGAAUACACAAUCAUCAGCAGUCCCACCAAUGGCUUUCUAGCAAGAGCUCCUCAUCUAGACGUCCCCAUUCACCAGUUUACCCAGGCUGACAUUGACAGUGGCCAGCUGUGGUUUGUACAAGAUGGAAGCCCAACGUCUGGGGUAUUUUACUUCAGUGUGACAGAUGGCACACAUCGUCCGCUGUACAAAGUCUUCCACCUGGAGGUUAUACCUGUCUCUGUAACCCUUGUGAAUCUGACUGACCUGCUCCUUCCGCAAGGCCAGACCUCAGUCUCUAUCACUAAUGUACAUCUGUCAGCAAUGACCAAUGGAAAAAGUACCGAGAUUGCUUACAAACUAAUCCAGCCCCUCCAGCAUGGGCACCUGCUCAUUGGAAAUGAACGAGUCACGAACUUCAAACAGGAAGAUUUAUUUUCUGGAAGACUCUCUUACCACAUGACAGAUCUCACUGCCUGCCAGGACAAGUUAAAGUUCACGUUGUUUACCACGGAGAACAACCUGACAGACCAGGCCCUCCACAUCCGAGUGCAGCCUUUGCUGCAAGUCACUUCCAGCCUGAAAAUCCCCAACAGGGUGACUUAUCCGUUGAGGCGAAAGGACCUGGAUGCUACUAAACUUGCUAAUUUGACAAAGAGUAUUCCCAGAUUUGAAGUCACAAAGCCACCUGUCCAUGGAAGACUUGUAAGAAGAGUCAGUCGCCAUGCCGAACCAGAAGGAAUUGAUCUGUUUACUCAAAUGGACAUUGAUCAAGGUAUGUUGAUGCUUGAUACACAUGCUAACAUGACUGGUGUGGAUACGCUUAAUGAUUCCUUCACCUUCACACUCAAGGCAGACCAUGUGCAGCCCGCUAUAGGCUACUUUCCGUAUACUAUUGUGCUGCCUGAUUCCUUGUUUAUACAAAAUUUUACACUAGAGGUGCCAUUGUCAUCAGAUGGUCUGAUGACAUCUACAGUUUCCCAAGAAAAGGCUAUGAUUUCCAUGGGACCCACGGCACAGACUGAAGGCCCAAGGAAGACAACACAGACAAGAAGACUGGGUUCUAAUCUCCAGGGAAGUUGGAAAGGGAGAGAUCUGGUGGCAGAUGCAGAGACUCCUAUCACCCAGUUUUCCUGGCCAAAGGCCACCACUGAAGUGAGCUCAAGGACAACCAGAACACAGCCCAGAGAGAGCAGCAAUCCCCUCGUGGUCAUCAUACCACUUGCCGUCGCCACCUUUUUGUUGAUGGUGACCGUGAUGUCACUUUGUAUCUGCCUGAUGUGCCGCAAGGUAAAAAAAGCUAAACCCUUCAUUGAUCCUCCAGGCAGCCCAGAGCCCAGGACUCCAAACCUAAGUCCAGAAAGGAGUGUGACCAUCCCCUCUGUCACAGUGACACCCCUUAAAAGAAGCUCCAGCAGCCCAGCAGUCAGCCCUUACCUGGCCCCAAGAUGUCAACCGUUGCUUGCCCCAGUGGCUAAACCGGUGGAGAAAGUCUCUCUCUGCGAUGCCUGGAAGAGUCUGGAUCCAGAAAUGGUCCAGCAUUGCCGGAAGACCAACCCAACACUUAGGCGCAAUCAGUACUGGGUCUAGGGAGGCAUGAAAAUGUGCAAAGUGGUUUGGCUUCCCACCAUCUGCAGAAAGAUCCGUGGUAGCCCCGUUAGCUAGUUUUUAAUGUUAUUUAUUUUUGUGUGUCUUUUCUAAGAGGUUCAGUGUCCCCGAAAAGGAAGAUAGAGCUUAGUCACAAUAUAUUUUUCAUGAAAUAGAAAAGUCUAUUUGUAUAAACCCAUUACAAAAGACUUCUGCAACUCUUCUACAUCUGAGUUUUUUAGUACAGGCGAAAGUUAGUGAUGAUUAAAUAUUUUUCUUCCAAGAUAUAAGCAACUGUCCUCCCAAAUCAGAAUAGCUUGUCUGCUUGGAAGCUGGUCCUAAUGCAAGAAAACUCGUUUUGUUUUGUUUUGCUUUUUCAUGGAUUCACUCCCAGUGAGUCAGUUGGAAAUACGAGAACCUUUUCAGUAAGCAGGAGAGGCUAUUUAUUGAAUCAUUGAACCUGUUUCUGUGUUGUUUAUUUUAAAAUUUGCUUUAUUUCUUUGGGCCUUAAGCUACAAACUCUAGGCCAUCCUUGUUCAUUUUUUAAUGUAGUAAAUGCCUCUGUCGUCAUCUAUGGUCUGGGAGAGAAGGCCAGCAGUGCUGGCCACCCUUCUGGGAUAGUUUCUACAAGCUUUAUGUGUCAUCUAGAAACAUCUGCUAAUUUCUAUUACAAACCAGGACUUCAUAGCACAUUUCACUUUAAGGGUUGGUAAAGUCAAAAAGUUAAAGCAACGUUGAGACUUUGUGGAUUGAUUUCACAAAUUCAGUCACUGGUAUGUUUGCAUUAUCUGUGCCUUUUAGUGUAUGAAACAUUUUGUGUUGCCAACAUUCUUGUCUAGUAGAGGGGAAGAAAUAUUCUAUUUCAGCCUCAGUUUCUCUCAGAGUAAAAUGAGGAUAGCAACAUGUAGACCAGAAAAUUUGCCCUUGAUCUUUCAGAUCUGAGCCUUGUUGAAUGUAUCAGUUUUAUACUUUGAUCUGUUUUGUGUAAACUGUAGUGAAAAGUUCCCUCCCUUCAUAUCCACUGUGAAAGAUGAAUAAA